This is a messenger RNA of Acanthisitta chloris (rifleman), 179 nucleotides long. Its product is annotated as AP-1 complex subunit sigma-1A-like. NCBI's taxonomy places the organism in Eukaryota, Metazoa, Chordata, Aves, Passeriformes, Acanthisittidae. The annotation marks the transcript as partial. The record is from RefSeq and is a predicted model, not a curated record. Gene Ontology annotation, cellular component: intracellular membrane-bounded organelle. Gene Ontology annotation, biological process: protein transport; vesicle-mediated transport. The transcript has a single exon.
AUGCGUUUCAUGCUGCUGUUCAGCCGCCAAGGGAAGCUGAGGCUGCAGAAAUGGUAUUUGGCCACAGCAGACAAGGACAAGAAAAAGAUGGUUCGGGAGUUGAUGCAGGUGGUCCUGGCCAGGAAACCCAAAAUGUGCAGUUUUUUGGAGUGGAGAGACCUCAAAGUGGUUUACAAGAG